Messenger RNA from Schizosaccharomyces octosporus yFS286, 2252 nucleotides. RefSeq names its product heterotrimeric G protein alpha-2 subunit Gpa2. The transcript has 2 exons. Gene Ontology annotation, cellular component: heterotrimeric G-protein complex. The record is from RefSeq and is a predicted model, not a curated record. Lineage: Eukaryota; Fungi; Ascomycota; Schizosaccharomycetes; Schizosaccharomycetales; Schizosaccharomycetaceae. Bases 327 to 1391 code for a protein of 354 amino acids. Gene Ontology annotation, molecular function: G-protein beta/gamma-subunit complex binding; G protein-coupled receptor binding; guanyl nucleotide binding. Gene Ontology annotation, biological process: adenylate cyclase-activating G protein-coupled receptor signaling pathway.
UUCUCCCUGCCUGUCUCUCUCUAUUUCUAUUUCUAUUUCUAUUUCUCUCUCUCUCUCUCUCUCUCUCUCUCUCUCUCUAUUUAUUAAUCUCUCACUCACACACUGUCUGUCUGCGUGUGUGUUUUCCUUUUUUACCUGUACACUAUUUCCGUUUGCAUUUGAAUCGCUGUAAGGUUCAAAGUUCAAGUAUCAAGAAAAAAAAUUGGAACCUCGGUUUAUCCUUUCCUCUCCCUUCUCUUCUUUUCUUUUCUUUUCUCUUCUCUUCCCUCCUAUUCUUGAUUUGAUUAUUACAUUUUAUAUUCAAAAUCAAAUCAAAGUCGAUCAAUAUGGUUAUGAUCGGUGCUCUGUCUAAGGACGGAGAUUCACGAAAAAUCAGUCAAAAGAUUGAAAAACAAAUCGAGGCCCAGCAGAAAAAGAAUUCCAAAACAUACAAAAUUUUGUUAUUAGGUGCUUCUGAUAGUGGAAAAAGUACUAUUAGUAAACAAAUUAAAAUUUUAAACACAAAUGGCUUUAGCCAGGAAGAAAUCAUGUCGUUUAUUCCUGUUAUCCGUCGGAAUUUAUUGGAUUCGGCAAAAAUGCUCAUCAAGUUUGUUGGGAACGAAGACGUUCCCUUAGACCCGUUAAACAUUCACAAUUGUGAAAUCAUUGAACGUUUUAUUCCCAAUCCGGGUGAACUUGUCUCGACAAUGUUUGGGAAAGCCAUUUUCGACCUCUGGACCGUCAGCAAUAUUCGAAGAUGCAUGUAUCGAAACGAUUCCCUUCUUAUUGAUUCUGCUCCUUACUUCUUUCAGCGGGCAACUGCCAUUUGUAGUCCAGACUAUGUUCCGUCCAUUGAUGACAUCUUGCACUCCAGAAAUUCCACCAUGGGAAUAUCUGAAAUUUCCUUUUCCUUAGACCAUUUACAAAUCCGUAUGUUUGAUGUUGGUGGACAACGGACUGAACGUAGGAAAUGGAUUUACUGUUUCGAAAAUGUCAAUUCUAUUAUUUUUUGUGUUUCCCUCAAUGAUUUCGACAAAAAGCUUUUUGAACGAAACGUCGCCAAUCGGAAUCGAUUACUUGAAAGUGUUGCUCUUUUUGAUUCCAUUAUCAAUAGUCAAUGGUUUGUUGAGUCUUCCAUUAUUCUAUUUUUAAACAAGUUUGAUUUGUUUCGAAAAAAGUUGGAACAUGUACCAUUCACCGAUCAUUUCCCUCAAUUCUCUGGAAAGAACAAUGUGAAAAACAUCACAAAGUUUAUUCUUUGGAUGUUUGUAAAUCCUAGUGUCAAUCGACAAAGGCAUAAUAUUUACCCUCAUAUAACUACUGCUGUCGACACAUCGAAUAUAAAGGUUGUAUUUGCCGCUGUAAAAGAAACAAUUUUACAGCAUAGCUUAAAAGAAGUCGGAAUGUUUUAAUUGUUUUUCCUUUUCCUUUUUUCUAUCCUUCUUCCUUAUUUUCGUGCACACUCGUUCCUCGAAUUCAUUAUCACACAACCACAUUAUGUGUAAUUUUUUUCUUAUUUUUGUCUAAAAAAAGAGACCUAUUUUUGUUUUUACUUACUUCUUUAUUUAAAUCGGUCCAUUGAAUUCUUUGCAAGCGUUUGGUCGUACGGAUUGAUUCCGUGCAUGGACAUAAUCUUGGUCUAUUGUAUUUGUUGGAUGUAAAUAGCUUGCAAAACGCCUUGAGACUGAAGAUCUCGUGAAUCGAAUUUAUCGAAUUGAACUCUAUAUUAUUCAAACAAAAUUGCAUUCGCUUAAACUUAUGUUUUCUUUCUCCCAGUCUUUAUCCACAUAGAUUUUGGUUUCUUCCUCUUAUUUGCUUUUUUAAUGAAAAUGUACAUGCGUAUAUGUAUGUCUAUCACUUGCUUUUUUUUUCAUUUUUCCUUAGCUUUCUCCUCAACAGUUUUAUGGUCUUAAAUUAUGAAGCAGGAGAAACGAAAUGGAUAAAGACUACUUAUUGGGCCAAAGUGUUUCUGUCGUCUUUUUUUUUUCUUCCUUUAGAAAAGGUUAAUUUUUUUGCUAAUAAUGCCUACUAAUGUCUUAUAAUUCCUCGUAAUAGCAGUUUGGCAUCUCCAUAUUAUCACAAUAUAUGAGAAAUUCCUUCACCAUUCCUUUUUUACGAGUUAUUCGCCUUGUAAAAUGAAUGAUUACGCCCGAGUGUUCUCUCUGUUCCUUAGUCGAAUCUAAUAAAAAAAAUUCAACAACUGAAAUUAUGAAUUCUAACACCUUCUAUAUUUGCUGAAACCAAACAAUUCAAUAUACUAUACUUACAUGCUU